Messenger RNA from Striga asiatica, 1385 nucleotides. Lineage: Eukaryota; Viridiplantae; Streptophyta; Magnoliopsida; Lamiales; Orobanchaceae. The record is from the annotation of a GenBank genome assembly.
AUGACGUGGCAGUUGACCGAUGACGUGGUGGUUGACUGGGUGACGUGGCUGCUGACUGGGACCAAGUUGUUGGCGUGGCUGCUGACUGGGACCACUGACUUGGCAAGUGACUGGACUACUGAUGUGGCAGCUGACAGGAUUCUCCUUGCUGACGUGUCGAUGACGUGUCAGAUGAUGUGGCGACACGUCAUCAUCUUCUUCCUCAAGAAUUUUCUUUUUUCUUUUCAGAACUUCAGAAGGCUAUAUCUCUCAGCUCCGGUGUCUGUUUUUCGCCCUUGGUACUUUUAUGAUCUUGCUGAAUUAGUGGCAGAGGUUAAAGAAAAGCUCGAAAAAGAACAUAAGAAUCUCCCAAUUGGGAAGUACGGAAGAGAUGACGAGGAGAUAAUCCUUUGCGCCGUGCCCGGGCACCAGCUGGCCCGGCACGGGACCGAGCCCGGUCUAGCCGAACCCAGCCCGACCGCCCGGCCCAGUCGAGCCGGCGGUCUGUCCAGCCAGCGAACCGGCCGGUUCGACCAGCGGUUCGAGUCCGUUUUGAUUCGUGACUUCCAGUCCGAGUCUAUUUUCGGAAUUUUAAUAUUUUUCCGAGCCAGUCCACCAAAGGAGAGUCGAGCCUCCGACCGCUACUCCAGUCAGCACUUGCAUCAGUUCAGUUAUCAGUACUGGUCUUUGUGGAGCAUAGUGGUUUGCUCACGCCCCCAUUGUGUUUUUCAAGAGACGGAGUCGAGCGUGCCGGAGAUGGCGAAAAGAAUUUGGCGUAUCGAUUUAUCAGAAGAAUCAGUGUAUCGCUCUGCAAAAACUGGUAAAGCUUAUCUGCACGAGUGCUUGGAUGUAAAAGAUAGACCGGUUAUAAUAGUGGAUGCAUCAAAACAUUUUCCUGGGGAGCAAGAACCUUCUGAAGAUGAGAAGCUAUGCGUGUUUUUUAUCGAGAAGGCACUUGCCAAGCUCCCACAUGGAAAUCAAGAAAUACUUAUAGUUAUUGAUCUACGAAAGUUCCAGACACAGAAUGCCGAUAUUAAGUACGUAACUUUUGUGGUGAGAUUUUGCACUGCAAAGGAUGUGAAAGAAGAGUAUUUCACGACAAAUACUGUCCCGGCUAGCUUCCGAGAAUGAAAUGGAAGGUUUAACUUGAGUUAGAUCAAGCUAUUUAAUUCUCCCUUGGACACAUUCUUUAGUUUGAAUAAAAUGAAAAGUUUUAUGCUGUCAUAAAGAAAUCAGAAGACAGAAAAUGGAAAGUGUCAUGGGUGUAAAUGUAAAUCAUCCAAAUCUGAAGGACUAUUGACUAUUGUAAUAUUUUAUCGUGGAACCAACAUAAAUUGGGGACAUUGUGAGGUGCAAUUAUAAAAAAAAUUAUAUAGAGAAUCCAACAUAUUGACAGUCGAUUUAAC